Corapipo altera (White-ruffed manakin) is the source of this 824-nucleotide messenger RNA. Its product is annotated as guanine nucleotide-binding protein G(t) subunit alpha-2-like. Gene Ontology annotation, molecular function: G-protein beta/gamma-subunit complex binding; GTPase activity; G protein-coupled receptor binding. Gene Ontology annotation, biological process: detection of chemical stimulus involved in sensory perception of bitter taste; adenylate cyclase-modulating G protein-coupled receptor signaling pathway. Gene Ontology annotation, cellular component: heterotrimeric G-protein complex; photoreceptor inner segment; photoreceptor outer segment. Lineage: Eukaryota; Metazoa; Chordata; Aves; Passeriformes; Pipridae. The record is from RefSeq and is a predicted model, not a curated record.
GCCCACCUCGCCCCCGGGGUGUGCGUUGACUUGCCCCCGGAGAGCUGGAAAAACCGGGGGACCUAGAGGAGCUUGUGGCGUUGCUGGAGGAGGAGGACGAAGCCAUGGGGAGCGGGGCCAGCGCCGAGGACAAGGAGAUGGCCAAGAGGUCCAAGGAGCUGGAGAAGAAGCUCCAGGAGGACGCGGAUAAGGAGGCCAAGACCGUCAAGUUGCUGCUGCUUGGGGCCGGAGAGUCCGGGAAGAGCACCAUCGUGAAGCAGAUGAAGAUCAUCCACCAGGACGGGUACACGGAGGAGGAGUGCAUGGAGUUCAAGGCCAUCAUCUACGGCAACAUCCUGCAGUCCAUCCUGGCCAUCGUGCGCGCCAUGUCCACGCUGGGCAUCGACUACGCCGAGUCCUCCUGCGCGGACGAGGGCCGGAUCCUGUUCAACCUGGCUGACUCCAUCGAGGAGGGCACGAUGCCCCCCGAGCUCGUGUCCUGCAUCAAGAAGCUCUGGAAGGACGGGGGGGUCCAGGCCUGCUUCGACCGCGCCGCCGAGUACCAGCUCAACGACUCGGCCGCGUAUUACCUGAACCAGCUGGACAGGAUCACAGCCCCCAACUACCUCCCCAACGAGCAGGACGUGCUGCGCUCCCGGGUCAAGACCACGGGCAUCAUCGAGACCAAGUUCUCCGUCAAGGACCUCAACUUCAGGAUGUUCGACGUGGGGGGGCAACGCUCGGAGCGCAAGAAGUGGAUCCACUGCUUUGAGGGCGUUACCUGCAUCAUCUUCUGCGGGGCCCUGAGCGCCUACGACAUGGUGCUGGUGGAGGACGACGAAGUG